Metarhizium album ARSEF 1941 is the source of this 2784-nucleotide messenger RNA. RefSeq names its product interferon-induced GTP-binding protein Mx. The transcript has 2 exons. The record is from RefSeq and is a predicted model, not a curated record. NCBI's taxonomy places the organism in Eukaryota, Fungi, Ascomycota, Sordariomycetes, Hypocreales, Clavicipitaceae. Gene Ontology annotation, cellular component: cytoplasm; microtubule; membrane. Bases 1 to 2784 code for a protein of 927 amino acids. Gene Ontology annotation, molecular function: GTPase activity; microtubule binding; GTP binding.
AUGGCCUUCGUCGAGCUUCAGUCCGAGGACCACGGCAAUCUCCUCGACAUCGUCGACCGGCUCCGGUCGGGGGGCAUCUACAGGCAUGUCGAGCUCCCGGAAAUCAUUGUCUGCGGAGGCCGGUCCGCCGGCAAGAGCUCCGUGCUCGAGGCCAUCUCGGGCAUCUCCUUUCUGACCGAAGACAACGCGUGCACUCGUUUCACCACCGAGCUAGUCCUUCGCCGGCAGGACACCACGGCCGUCAAGGUAUCCAUCAAUCCGGGCCUGGAACGGAGCGGCCACGACAAGCGUCGCUCGGGCCGCUUCACCGUCCCCGUGAGCCUCGAAAAGCCCGACAUCGAGACCAUCAUCGGGGAAGCCAAGGAGUCCAUGGGCCUGUCCGAGGCCAAAAUGCUCAGCACCGACGUCCUGCGCGUCGAGCUUUGCGGCCCGACGCAGCCCCAUCUCACCAUAGUAGAUCUCCCUGGCAUGUUUCGUGCCGACGCCCAGGACCAGCAGGCUCAGGAUGCCGAGCUCAUCCGGGCACUGGUUCAGAACUACAUCCAGAGGCCGCACAGUAUCAUAUUGGCCGUCGUCUCGGCAGAGAACUACUCCUACCUGGGCGACAUCACCGACAUUGUUCGCCAACACGACCCGACGGGCAUCCGCACCCUGGGCCUCAUCACCAAGCCAGACGUUCUCGAGACGGGGUCCAACAGGGAGGCCGCGUACGUGCACAUCGCCAAGAACAGGGACGUCUUCUGCCAGCUCAGCUGGCACGUCCUCAAGAACAGGCACCACAAGGCGCGGGACGGCUCGGCCGUUGAGCGCAACGAGGACGAAGAGCGCUUCUUCUCGCGCGGCAUCUGGUCAACCAUAGACCCCAAGUACCUGGGCAUAAAGUCGCUCAUGCCGAGGCUCAGGGAGAUCCUCAGGAACCAGAUCCUGCAGCAGGUGCCAAGCAUCCUCCAGGACGUCGACAACGAAAUCGACGCGUGCAGGGCGCAGCUCAAGCGGCUGGGGAAGCCGCGCACCGCCGUCCUGGAACUGCGCAGGUACAUGCUGCAGGUGAGCAGGGAGUUUACGACCCUCAUCAAGGCCGCCGUGGAAGGCGAGUACGACGACGCCUUCUUCGGCAGCGCCAGGUCCGACCAGGGGUAUCGGAGACGCCUCCGGGCCCGCGUUCAAAACACCCUGACCAACUUCGAGAAGGAGAUGCGAGAGCGGGGACACAGCCGCGUGAUUAUCGAAGACGCCGGCAGCCAGGAGCGCAAGCUUCCCGACGGCCACCAGUGGCGAUCCGUCUUUGUCGCGGAGGUCAUGGACACCAUGAGACGCAGCCGCACGCGCGGGCUCGCGGGCACGUUCAACGCCCAGAUCAUCCGGGAGCUGUUCAUCGAGCAGUGUCAGCCGUGGCAGGUCAUCGCGAACAAUGUCAAAGCCGAGGUUCUGGGCAUCGUCGACGACGUUGCCCAGGCCAUACUGAACCAUGUCACCGUGGGCGGAACCACACGGGGCAUACACUUCCUUGUCGGGCAUGAAAUGGACAAUCUCAAGGCCGAGCUCAAUGCCAAGUUCCGUGAGAUCCUGAGACAAUAUGUACACGGCCAUCCCAUCACGUACAACAGCUACUUGAUCGACAUGGUGCAGAGGGAACAAGAAAGGCGAACGCACGACCGACUAGAGGAAGCGCUCGGAAAGCUUGUGGGACGUGACAGCUUGCAAGAGGGCCAUAACGUCACCAUUUCCCCGCUCAGUUUAUGCAACCUGCUCAAGGAGAGUGUCAACAUUGACAUGGAGCGGUCCGGGGCCGAGAUGGCGACUGAUUACAUGCUUGCAUAUUACAAGCUGGCUCUGGAGAAAUUUGUAGACGACAUCAGCGUUCUGGCUGUUGAGCAGUGUCUCUUGGAGAGGCUGCCCGCGCUGUUCCAGUCCGAGGCGGUCAUGGACCUGCAAGAUCAGGACGUCGCUUUCUUUGCGAGAGAGGGAGAAACUGCACCGACUGAGCGGAGCCGAUGCGCCGACAAGCUCAAAGUCCUGGAGUCGGAGAGGCGCAGGCUCGCAAAGCUCGAAACUCAUCGCUCGCCCCAAGUCACGGGUGCUCAGAGCCAAAACGUCACGGGUCCAAGGAUUCCACGAAGCUACACGACGGACUCGACUACUGCUGAUGACACGCGGGCAUUAGUCGCCGACUCCCCUGUUCCAGCCAAGACAUCCCAUUCCCCUGAUUUUGUCAUCGAAGCCGAGGUGGUAGAGCCUCCCCGGGCAGUUGGCGAGUCAGAAUGGACGUCCGGCCACGACGCGAAACCCUGUGCUGUCGAAGGUGAGUCCUGUGCGCCGGAGCCGGAGCCGGAGCCGGAGCCGGAGCCAGAGCCCUUGGACGAGACCGAGGUGGUGGAAGAAGCGGCGCCGGCGCCUGAGCCCGUCGCGGACAAGCCGCAGCAAGAACCGGAGCCGGAGGCUGCUCCAGAAGGUGAGCCUGAGUGUGCACCAGAAACAGCCGAAGAAGACAUGUGGGGUUUCAAGGCGAAAAAGGAGAAAUGGUAUGGAACGUGGGAAGAAGCGCCUGCUGAUGCUAAUGCUGAUGCUGACGUAGCUGAGCGUGAAGAACCGACCCCAUCGCUGGAGACACAGGAAACUACGUCUGAGCUCGAGCCGAAAUGCGUCGUCUCCAAAUACAGGAGAUGUAAGAAGAAUAAGAAGCCAAGAAAUCGAGUGGCCUCGGAUGUACCGGCCGCUGCGCCAGAGCCGCUUCUCAUAGUUGGACCUGACGUUUUCGACUCGUGGGGCGUGGCAGCGCGGUGA